CAGGAAUAAUCUCUGGUUGGUUUAUAAAGCUUAAACCACUGAAUCAGCCGUUUCUCCUCUUUAAUACUACAAAGAGAAAGAAGAAAGCUUCGAUAUUUGUAAUCUCUCUGUUUUCUAGCGACUGUUCAAUGGCGAAAGACGGACCUAAUUGGGAUGGAUUGCUUAAAUGGAGUCUCUCCCACGCAGACGGUACUCAACCAACUCGCCAGUUAAGUGAGGAGGAUAGGAAGUGGUUUAUGGAGGCUAUGCAAUCGCAGACUCUAGAUGUAGUUAAACGCAUGAAGGAGAUUACUUUAGUUAUGCAAACACCUGAGGAGGUUUUAGUGGAACAUGGAGUAACACCUGACGAUAUUGAAGAUUUGCUGGAUGAGUUGCAGGAGCACGUUGAAUCAAUUGAUAUGGCUAAUGAUCUUCAUUCUAUUGGAGGAUUGGUUCCUCUUCUCGGGUUUCUUAAGAACUCUCAUGCUAAUAUCCGUGCCAAAGCUGCUGAUGUUGUAAGCACGAUUGUUCAGAACAAUCCUCGAAGUCAGGAGUUGGUUAUGGAAGCCAAUGGUUUGGAGUCAUUGCUGUCAAACUUCACUUCCGACGCAGAUAUUCAUGCUCGAACUCAAGCUCUCAGUGCAAUAUCAUCUUUGAUUCGCCAUAACAAACCUGGAGUCACUGCUUUCAAGCUUGCUAAUGGUUAUGCUGGUCUAAGAGAUGCUAUGGCAUCUGAUAGUGUGAGAUUCCAAAGGAAAGCGUUAAACUUGUUGCAAUAUCUUCUCCAAGAGGAUGAUGCAGACCGCAGCAUUGCCACCGGACUCGGCUUCCCCCGAGUGAUGAUGCAUUUAGCAGCUAGUGACGAUGCAGAGACAAGAGAAGCUGCUUUACGCGGCUUGCUCGAGCUUACAAGAGAGAGAAACGAUGGGAGUGGAAGCAGCAGCAUCGAGAAAGGCGAUGAGAAGCUGAGGCAGCUGCUAGAAGAGAGGAUAGAAGGGAUCAGCUUGAUGUCACAAGAGGAUCUUGGAACGGUUAAAGAAGAGAGACAGCUCGUGGAUUCAUUGUGGAGGGUUUGCUACAAUGAGCCUUCUUCUCUGAGAGAGAAAGGGCUUCUUGUUCUUCCAGGUGAAGAUGAGUUGCCUCCUGAUGUGGCGAGCAAGCUCUUCGAGCCUCCUCUCAGAGCUUCUGCAGCAGUGAAUCGUAAUGUCACUGAGAAGAAAGAAGAGCCUAUUAAACUACUUGGACCCGCACCAUAAAGAGUGCUAUAAUGCUUUUGUUUGUCUUUGUAACGUUUCAUGUUUUCAGAAAAGAUGAUAAGACUUUUAUGUCAAGAAUCAAUGUUUAUGUCAUGUUUUGAUUAUUUGAGAUAUUUAAUUAGUGAGACCAAUAGUCUUCAGAUUCAAGUUUUUUUACCAGUUUCCGGUUUAGCAACAGUUGGUAUGGACCAGAUAAUUCAGCUUGUAUUACUUCCUCUGUUUCGG
Eruca vesicaria subsp. sativa (arugula) is the source of this 1460-nucleotide messenger RNA. The record is from the annotation of a GenBank genome assembly. Lineage: Eukaryota; Viridiplantae; Streptophyta; Magnoliopsida; Brassicales; Brassicaceae.